AUGGCCCUCUUCCAGUGCUUCCAAGCGUGUACGCAUCAUCGCCGCACAUUGCAGCAAGAGGAAGACGCACCUCGCCUCAUGUCUCAACCAUCGUCACCAUCACCACCACAGGACCCUGUCGCUGCAUCUGCUCAGACCGAUGGAACCCCAUCCUAUUCCACUGUGUCACCCAUCCAGGAAGAGCCAGGCACCCCCAUAGACGGCGCUACCGAUGCCACCGAUUUUGCUCCUUCCUCACCCUCCAACCCAGAUGCAAAUCCGCGUCGGGGAGACAACUUUGGGCCCCUAAGUCCUUCUGUUACGGAUCGCGUCUUUCCCAUUCGCAGCGUCGUCAGCGUAGAUCCCUCGCCCACACCCAGGGGCAACAUAGGACCGGGCGAUUACUUCCACCCUUAUUCGCGAGCGAACGAUGCCCGCCUCGAAGGCAGACGACCCUCCCACGGGUCAACCACAUCGACUGCUUCACAGCCCUCGCAGCGUGCAUGGGCUGCUCGACAUGGCGGAUCGGCCACCUCCAAGACGGACUCACGUACAGACUCUCGCAGAUCUUCACUGAAGCGACCUGAACGAGCGGAAGCCCAGAAGACGCUAGCACCCAUACCCGCACAACUGUUCAGCGAUCUCGUGUCAACAAAGUCCAGCGGAAGCGGGCCUGAAGAGGGCAGCCGGUCCCCCUCCACACAAGCAGGCCGGCCGCCUUCGACCAGCGCAAGAUCCACAAAGAGCGCUAUGAGCAGUCUGGACAUGGGAGGCUUGGUGACGCACAGAUUCAAGCACAUCACCACCGAGGGUGGUCACAUGAUCAUCACCGGCCGGGAAGGAGACACCCUGCAGCGCUGCGAGGAUGAGCCCAUUCAUGUCCCGGGUGCAGUCCAAGGCUUUGGCCUUCUCGUCGCGUUACAGGAUGAUACAGAAGGAAGCGGCAGCCUGCUGGUCCGGAUCGUGAGCGAGAAUUCGAAGCGGAUACUCGGGCGCACCCCACGCGAGCUUUUUGCCUUGGAGAGUUUCACCGACAUCUUGUCCGAGGAGCAGGCUGAUAAUCUUUUGGAUCAUAUCGACUUCAUCAAAGACGAGGACUCGGAUGUAAUCGCAAACGGUCCGGAGGUCUUCACAAUCUCAAUCAAAGUGGCGGGUGUUUCACGCACACGCAAACUAUGGUGUGCCGUACAUGUUAACGAGGCUAAUCCUGGGCUUGUCAUCUGUGAAUUUGAGCUCGAAGACGAUCCACUCUAUCCUCUAGUACCAUCGAGCGAGAUGACUCCCGAGCUACCAGAGGACACGCUGUCCAGCAAUCCUACAGAGGAAGAAUUGCUCGAAAGCACAGAAAUCAAGAGCAAGCCUCUGCGCGUCUUGCGAAGUGCACGGAAACGAAAGGGUGAAGCUGCGGCCAUGGAAGUCUUCAACAUCAUGUCACAGGUACAAGAGCAAUUGGCUGCAGCACCCUCCUUGGACAAAUUCCUCAAAGUUCUCGUCGGUGUAGUCAAAGAGUUGACGGGUUUUCAUCGGGUCAUGAUCUACCAGUUCGAUCACACUUUUAACGGUCGUGUGGUCACUGAGCUUGUCGACCCCCGCGCAACCAAGGAUCUCUACAAAGGAUUGCAUUUCCCUGCAUCAGACAUUCCAAAGCAGGCCCGCGAACUGUACAAACUCAAUAAAGUCCGUAUGCUUUACGACCGUGAUCAAGAAACAGCGCGCCUUGUCUGUCGUACCACUGAAGAUCUCGAGAACCCUCUGGAUCUUACUCACUCCUAUUUACGCGCCAUGUCCCCAAUACACAUCAAAUACCUUACUAACAUGGCUGUGCGCUCAUCCAUGUCCAUCUCUAUCAACGCCUUUAGCGAGCUGUGGGGUUUGAUAGCAUGCCACUCUUAUGGUCCUCGCGGCAUGCGCGUAUCCUUUCCUAUUCGUAAAAUGUGUCGCAUGGUAGGUGAUGCCGCAUCACGUAACAUUGAAAGGUUGUCCUAUGCCUCGCGACUACAGGCCCGAAAGCUGAUCAACACUGUGCCGACGCAACACAACCCGUCUGGUUACAUCAUCGCCUCGUCCGAUGACCUGCUUAACUUGUUUGACGCGGACUUUGGCCUACUAUCCAUCAGAGACGAAACGAAGAUUCUUGGCCGUCUGGAGAACUCACAGGAAGCGUUGGCCAUGCUGGAAUAUCUAAGAAUGAGGAAGAUACAGUCGGUCAUGACAUCCAUGGAUAUCGUCCAAGACUUCCCAGACCUUCGAUACCCGCCUGGGUUCCAUGUGAUAGCAGGCAUGCUAAUCGUGCCAUUAUCGGUAGACGGCGAGGACUUCAUUGUCUUUUUUCGGAAAGGCCAAAUGAAAGAAGUCAAAUGGGCCGGAAACCCGUACGAGAAAUUCGUCAAAGAAGGCACAGAGGGCUAUCUGGAGCCGCGCAAGAGCUUCAAGACCUGGUCAGAAACAGUCAUCGGGAGAUGCCGUGAGUGGACGGAAGAAGAAAUCGAGACUGCAUCUGUCCUGUGUUUGGUCUAUGGAAAGUUUAUCGAAGUUUGGAGGCAGAAGGAGGCUGCAUUACAAAGUAGCCAGUUGACCAGGCUACUCCUCGCGAAUUCGGCACACGAAGUUCGCACUCCUCUCAACGCCAUUAUCAAUUACCUAGAAAUAGCAUUGGAAGGUGCACUGGACACAGAAACUCGAGAAAACCUGUCAAGAUCCCAUUCGGCAUCGAAGUCUCUCAUAUAUGUCAUCAAUGAUCUUUUGGACCUGACAAAGACCGAGGAGGGUGGGCCAUUGAUCAAGGGAGAGUCAUUCGAUCUGAAAGCAACAAUCAUAGAAGCCACGGACAUGUUCCGAAAGGAUGCCAAGCGGAAAAACAUUGGCUAUGACGUUGUUAUACAUGAUGGCCUACCAAAUCUGUGCAUAGGAGAUCAACGUCGGAUUCGGCAAGUGAUAUCCAACAUCACCGCAAAUGCAAUCCAGAACACCACGUCUGGAAGUGUCAGGGUUGAGUCGUAUGUUGCAGCCCGAAGUGAUGCAGAGCAUGUCGAUGUGGAGAUAGCAGUAUCUGAUACUGGUAUUGGCAUGGGCCAGAAGAAGCUUGAUCAGCUCUUCUACGACCUCGAGCAGGUUCAGUCCGAGGCAACAUCUAUGCUAGAAGACGCCCUUGUUCCUGAUGCGAAGAAGAUUGCAGCUCAGAGCGAGAAGUCGACGCUGGGGCUUGGACUUGCUGUGGUCGCACGCAUCAUCAAGAACAUGAACGGCCAGUUACGACUGCGGUCGGAGGAGGGCAGAGGGACACGCUUUGUCGUCUCGUUUCCAUUCAGUUUGCCAGAUUCCGAGGCAGAGGCAAACCUGAACAGUGAAGCAUCAUCGGGGAUCAUGACGCCGCAACCAGGUUCCGACGAACUUGGUCCAUCAGAAGGAGAACGAACAUUGAUUGCACCCAGUCUAUCACGUCAUACAUCUGACAAAGAGAGUCACCAAGUUUCUGACAGUAUCAUAAGAAGGUCAAGUGCCGACAGUCUAACGAGCAAGACCAGUCUUCGCAGUUUCAAGAGUGGUUCAAGCGCGAGAAGCGACAUGGAUCGACUCAUUGAUGCUAUUCAAGAGCCACAUAUGGUUGGCCGAGGAAAUACCGGCGACCGCAGCCCUAGUGCGCGAUCUAUGCGACCUCUCCUGACAAAACCCAAUAGCUUGUCUCCUAACAGUCCUUCUCGUAUGAGAUCUAGGAGUCUUGAAACACUGCAGGGCUUGACCCCUAUUCAACACAGGAGUCUCGACACACAAAUACCUGGCGAGCAACACAUUACUGGUUCUGCUGCUCCUAUAAGAGCGAUCAGGGUUCCAAACGAUGGUGGUUCUCCUAUCGAUCGCCGGAGACCCAGCGGCAGUAUCCUUGGAGACCUUACCGAUGAACCGGCACCAUUGGAGGUGGCCUCUGCUCCUGAAAAUUUUUCUGCAGACUACAUGCGUGUCCUUGUAGCGGAGGAUGAUCCUGUGAACAGUAGAAUAGUGAAGAAGAGACUGGAACGACUUGAGCACGUCGUGCAUUUGACAGUCAAUGGCGAAGAAUGCGCAUCUGCAUACUGCGACAAUCCACAAGACUUUGAUAUUGUCUUGAUGGAUAUGCAGAUGCCCAUCGUCGAUGGUCUCACUUCAACCAAAAUGAUUCGAUCAUAUGAGAAGACCCACACCGAAAUUUACUCCCCUAGAGCCGCCCUCUGUGGUCGGGUACCCAUCAUUGCCGUUUCGGCGUCUCUUAUUGAACGAGAUCGGCAGCAGUACAUUGAUGCUGGCUUCGACGCCUGGAUCCUAAAGCCCAUCUCCUUUGACCGACUGAAGAGGCUCAUGGCUGCUGUCGUCGACUCCGACAUACGCAAGGAGUGUCUGUAUCAACCGGGUGAAUGGGAGAAAGGAGGUUGGUUCCACACGGGCAAGAAGAGUUCAAAGGAGGCGUCGACGAAGCCUGCUGGCAAAGCAUCAGUGGGAAACACGUCGACAGCAACAGAAGCGGACGUUGUAUCAAAUAAUCUGAUGGCAGGCCAUGACGGGGUAAAGGAUGAUAUUGACGAGGAACAAGCUCGCUUGAUGCAGAAUCAAGAAGAGGGUAAGAUUGAGGCGCCAGAGGAGUCGUGCGAAGAGCAGCCUCGGGAGGAGUCUAGUGAAGAGCAGCCUCCAGAGUCGUUGGGUGGAGAAAAGCUUGCUGAGCAACCGAGCGAAGAAAAGCCUCCAGCCUGA
This is a messenger RNA of Plenodomus lingam JN3, 4701 nucleotides long. RefSeq lists its product as uncharacterized. The record is from RefSeq and is a predicted model, not a curated record. Gene Ontology annotation, biological process: phosphorelay signal transduction system; regulation of DNA-templated transcription; phosphorylation. Lineage: Eukaryota; Fungi; Ascomycota; Dothideomycetes; Pleosporales; Leptosphaeriaceae. Gene Ontology annotation, molecular function: phosphorelay sensor kinase activity; protein binding.